AUGAGUCUGCAUGAGAUUGGUAAAGAAACCAAUAGCGACAAAGAACUCCAGAAACUUCGCGCCGCUAUUCGCUCAGGUGCGUGGGAAUCGGUCGAUUUGUCAUAUCGAGCAAUCAAAGAAGAACUUUCGAUCGGUGCUCAGAAUAUUAUUCUUAGAGGCUCAAGAAUAGUCAUUCCUCUAUCUUUACGCCAAAAGGCAAUUGACAUCGCGCAUGAAAGUCAUCAGGGACUGUCCAAAACAAAAGCUAUGAUCAGAGAGAAAGUGUGGUUCCCAAAAAUAGAUGACUUAGUUAAAGCAACGAUUGAUUCUUGCCUUGCUUGUCAAGCAACAGGUAAAGAAAACAGACCAGAGCCAUUGCAAUUGAGUGAAUUACCAACAAAACCAUGGGAGAAACUACACAUAGACUAUUAUGGACCACUGCCAACAGGUGACUAUCUGGUAGUCAUUAUUGAUCGUUACUCGCGUUUCCCAGAAGUAGAAGUUGUUUCCUCUACAAAAGCUUCAACACUUAUACCUAAACUAGAUCGUAUCUUUGCUGUGCAUGGAAUUCCCGACAAGAUACAGACGGAUAAUGGCCCUCCUUUCAAUGGAGAUGAAUUCAAGCGUUAUUUACACAUAUUGGGAAUAAAACAUGACCGAAGUACUCCAAAUGGCCACAAGCAAACGGAGAGGUCGAACGUUUCAACCAGCCGCUAG
Messenger RNA from Rhopilema esculentum, 696 nucleotides. The record is from RefSeq and is a predicted model, not a curated record. Lineage: Eukaryota; Metazoa; Cnidaria; Scyphozoa; Rhizostomeae; Rhizostomatidae.